This is a messenger RNA of Sander lucioperca (pikeperch), 1243 nucleotides long. RefSeq names its product transmembrane protein 101 (gene tmem101). The transcript is spliced from 4 exons. The record is from RefSeq and is a predicted model, not a curated record. Lineage: Eukaryota; Metazoa; Chordata; Actinopteri; Perciformes; Percidae. Gene Ontology annotation, biological process: positive regulation of canonical NF-kappaB signal transduction. The coding region runs from base 97 to 864 and encodes 255 amino acids.
ACGUUUACGCAUGUAGAAAGACGCGUACUUUUAUUUCGACAUGUGUGUAUCUGUUGACUAUAUUGGGUGUCGUUGGCGGAUAAGAUAGCAGCAACAAUGGCAGCUCCCAGUAGAAAGCAAACGUUAAGGUUUCUCAGCCAGUUAGGAGCGUUUAUUUUGACCCGGUUCGGAUUUUGGAACUGCUUCAGCAUGUUGAUGCUGUUUGCUGAACGAGCGGACUCAAAAAGGAAGCCAGACAUCCAUGUACCGUACCUGUACGUGGACAUGGGGGCUGCAGUGCUCUGUGCUAGCUUCAUGUCAUUUGGGGUGAAGAGGAGGUGGUUUGCAAUGGCAGCUGCCAUACAACUGGCCGUCAGCACGUAUGCAUCGUAUGUUGGAGAACAAGUGUACUACGGGGACUGGCUUAAGGUACGGAUGUAUUCCAGGGCGCUGGCCAUUAUUGGAGGCUUUAUGGUUUUGGCCAGUGGCGCGGGGGAGGUGUACAGACAGAAACCUCGCAGCAGAUCGCUGCAGUCUACUGGACAGGUUUUCCUGGGAGUCUACCUCAUCUGCAUGGUGUACUCCCUUCAGCACAGCAAAGAGGACCAACAGGCCUAUCUGAACCACAUCGUGGGAGGAGAAAUCACAUUGAUGCUGCUGGAGGUGCUGUUUGGGUUGCUGGCUCUGGCCUUCCUGUCUGGCUGCUACAUCCGCCUGGCCGCACAGAUCCUGGCCACCGUCCUGCCUCUGGUGAUCCUGCUUAUUGAUGGCAACCUGGGCUACUGGCACCACACUCGCAAGGUGGAGUUCUGGAACCAGAUGAAGCUGAUAGGACAUAACGUGGGUAUCUUCGGCGCUGUGCUGAUCCUGGCUACUGACGGUUGAACCUUUUGGGCGCUCACAGACAACUUUUACAGACCGAGGUGUCUGCGCAGGAUGAGAUUGUCGGCCUGUGCGUCACAGUUGCCGUAGCUCAGUGACCUCUCAGGAUUCAAACACUCCAAGCUGAGACUGUUGGAUCUAAGCAGCGUUGAUUGUCUUUGCCCACCGGUUGGUAUCUUUGCUUUUGCAAGAACAAGCUCUUUUUUCGCAAUUUAAUAAUUUAUUCAGAUUCAUUUUGUCUCUGUUAUCUGAAGUAUGAGUAUUGAUACUGUAUCUACUGGGAAAAUACCGUCUACUCAAAAAUAGUCUUAAAUGUUUAAAAUAAUGUUUUACAGUAUAUGGUUUAAAUAUUUGAGAAAUAAAGGGAAACUUAAAAUUUAAC